ACUGCUGAAACUGAUCAUAUUUAUUGCUUUCAAACCUCCAUUUCCGCGCCUCGAUUUUGAAUCCCCGUCGCUAACAAACAAACCAAAUUACUGUUUAAUGCGCCUAAAAUCCCUUUUCUUUCUACCUGCAUUCCUCCAUCGAUGGCCGAUUUCGUUUCGUUUUUGUUCAGGAUGUAAAUUGGCUGUAUUCUGAUCUUAGUUUUUAAAGCUUGAGUUUCGAUUUCAGUAUCAGAUUGCAGGGAUCUUCUCUCUGGUGAACGUACUCCGAACUCCACGAUUUCUUCGGCUCAAUGGCUAACUCAGUGUCUCCGAGUGACAGGCAAUUGAAGAGGUUGGAGUCUGGGAAGUCUCAUUCUUGGUGGUGGGAUAGUCACCUCAGCCCCAGAAACUCUAGAUGGCUCACGGAGAAUCUCGAGGAGAUGGACCGCAGCAUCAAACGUAUGUUGAAGCUAAUAGAAGAGGAUGCAGAUUCAUUUGCCAAGAAGGCUGAGAUGUAUUAUCAGAAGAGGCCAGUGUUGAUCUCUCAUGUUGAGGAGUUCUAUCGCAUGUAUCGUUCCCUUGCUGAGCGUUACGAUCAUGUGACAGGAGAGCUGCGAAAAAAUAUUCCUUCAGAUCUACAAUCCCAGGGCUCUGGUAUUUGUGACCUGCCCUCUGAGCCAUCCUCUACAUGGCCCUCUCCUGAUCAAAGGCUUGGACGUCGUAGAUCUGGGCCACGAGCUGCUGGUUUUGAUUUCUUCCUUGGAUCUGGUGGGAGCAAUGAUAUUUGCCAAAAGGAAGGAGAUGAAUCAUCAUCCUUAACAGAAUCUGAACCUGAUUCCGAUGACUCCUCGGUGUACAAUUAUGCAGGUGGUGAUCAAGGACUGAACAGGAAGAUGAUUGAAUUGGAGAUUGAGCUUCGUGAGGCCAGAGAAAAGAUCCGCAUGAAGGAGGAAAAUGCAGAAAGUUCAUUUCCAUUCAAGGGGUUAACAGAUGAAAAUUCUGAUGAUGCUUUUGCUAGAAAUAGAGAGGAAGAAUUAAGGAAUGCAAAUGAGAAGCUGCGAAUUUCAGACAUCCAGAUCACGAGGUUGAAAAAUAAGCUCCUGAAAUACGAGCAAUCAGAAUUGACCAAAGAUUUGAAGGCUGAGUCUGUAUCUGCUACAAUGGCAGAUACCAAGAGGCAUGAGGAUGAGGUUCCCUUGGUCAUUAAUCUGGAAUCAGAGGUUGAAGAACAUCAUACAGGUUUGGAAGAUGACCAAGUGAUUAACGUUCAGGGAUUGGUGGCAGAGCUAAAAAUUACAAAGGAAAGACUUGAGAACUCGCAGAAAGAACUUUGUAAAUUGAAACUUCAACAUGAGAAUAAUAGGUCACCCGAGAAAAUCUGCCAUUUGCAGGAUGAGCUUGAAGCUGCUCGAAAAGAUACUGCCACGUGGAAGGCCAAGCUGAGUGCAGAGAAAAGAGAGGUCUCUAAACUCCAAGAAAGAAUUGUGAGGUUGAAAGCUAGUUUAUUAGAUCGAGAUCAUGAGAUCAGAGAUUUAAAUUUAGCAGUAUCUGAUGCUGAGCAGAAAAUUUUUCCUGAGAAAACACAGAUUAAGGCUGAAAUAUCUCGGCUACUUGAGGAACGAGCUCUGUUGAUGGAACAACUAAGAAAAUGGGAACAUCAAACUCGUCUUUUGGAGGAUGAGAUCAGAAAAGUCAAGAGGGAAAAGGUGGUUUUGGAGGAGAGACUUAAUCGUGAGAUUCAGUUGUUGGAAACGACCAUUGUUAACAAAGUAGAAUGCAUUGAGAAUCUUAAAAGUGGCCUUGAUGGCUUCCAAUCUGAAAGAGAUCAGCUCCAUUCCGAAGUUAUUACUUUGAAAGAGAAUUUGAGCUCUAAAGACAAGCAGGUAACCAAAAUAAACGAGCAUGUGCAAAAAUUGGAAAGGGAACGUGUGGAACUUGUAUCAGGUGUUGAAAAAGCAAAUAGGAGGGCAGAGGAGUUAAGAUUAAGAGAGAAGGAACUAGAAGGGAAGGUCGAGAGGCAAAGAGUACUAAUAAUGGAAGGAGCAGAGGAAAAAAGAGAGGCUAUAAGGCAGCUAUGUUUUUCGAUUGAGCAUUACAGGAGUGAAUAUCAUAUGCUUAAAGAAGUUUUUAUCAGUCAAAAGUGUGCUCUCAUGUCCGCAUCUUAAGGCAAGUCAUCGCAUUGUUAAUAUUGGCUCUUGAAGAGUUGUUGGCCUGUUUUUGGGAUGAAACAAUCAGUUAAUAGAGAGUCUGCAACAGUUGACCGUGGAUUGGAACAUAAUACAGUUCUGUUUGUUAAAAUAAUGAUGUAUAUGUAGUUGUUUAGAGUAACAAUAAAUGGGUGUUUGUCCAACAACUAGCUGUUGAUGGUCACUCUUGAAAGAGUGUGUAAUAGCUCACUGAUCGAGUACUCUUAUGCAGAAUAUCCUAGGUUUUGAUUUCACAGCUCUGACGUAAUUCAUAAAUGGUCCAGUGUCGAGAGGCCAAACGCCUUACUUUAGCACUCUAUAGGCUGAAUUAUAGAGCUGCUUUCUCUCCUCACUAAUCUUUGAUCUUUUAAUGUCUGUCGAAGAUGAAUGUGAACCCAGCCAAUCAAAUGUGCUCCAUAUUCUUGGGCCUGUCUUUUGUUGUGUAUAAGAUGCAAGGAUUGAAGCAUUUUAACUGACAUCAUCGUUGAUUAUUAAGCUUUGUCCAAGGUCUACCUGUUGCUCUUUUAUGUUUACUUAAAGCAGGAUUAUGAAUACGGUAAGUCUCCUGUUCAAUUGUUGACCUGUUCAAGUGUUGCCAUAUAAGGAUUAAUGAUUGGUUACAAACUCUUUCUGU
Cucurbita maxima (winter squash) is the source of this 2799-nucleotide messenger RNA. RefSeq names its product protein NETWORKED 4A-like. The record is from RefSeq and is a predicted model, not a curated record. The coding region runs from base 291 to 2144 and encodes 617 amino acids. Gene Ontology annotation, molecular function: actin binding. The transcript has 3 exons. Gene Ontology annotation, cellular component: vacuolar membrane. Lineage: Eukaryota; Viridiplantae; Streptophyta; Magnoliopsida; Cucurbitales; Cucurbitaceae.